AUGCAGCCAACCGACCAACUACUACCCCCUCAAACUACAAACAGCCACCAGAACGAACAGCAACAGCAACAACCACUCUCAUUCUCCGGACGAUGGGUCCCACUCCAGAAGAUCCUCUACGGAACAACCAUCUACCCCUUCAGCCCAAUCCACAUCGACCCACGCAAGAUCGACAUCAAGGGCAAGGGCAAACUGCUGCUGCAGGACACCGACCAGCACCCCUCCCUCAUCCCGGCUAACCCAAACCAGGUCCCGCUGGAUGUCGGCGACGAAUGCUACGUCUUCGAGCAGUAUCUGCCCGCAUCCCACCCCGUAGACCCCUCCUCGAUCUGGUACAGAGGCUAUCCAUUCGAAUCCCUCAACCCCGACGACCAGAUCCACUCCCCAGCCCAUCUCCCAGACGAGCCCCAGGUCUUCCUCGGCAUCUUCCCUGCAUCCCAUCUCCAGAUCAGAGAGCAUCUCGACGACUCCUCCCAGCGAUCGGACAGCUCGCUCGCCCAGAUCCGUGCCGCCAGCGCUGCCCACCAAACGUUCAGCAAGGACUCUGGCCCCAUGGAACCCCUUCCGGAGGAGGACGAAUCUGAUCUGAUCACCACCCCACUCAACCCACACCAAUCCGCAAAGCCAAACGAAACACCCAACGAUCAGAAACUAUCAACCCCCCUCCCAUCCCUCAAGGCCGGCGACGAGACCGUGUCGGGGCGCGACGAGCCCCUGAUCGACGAAAUCGCCUGCGCCCUGCGAGAGUGGUACACCCUCCUCUUCGUCCAUCUCCAUCGGCGGCGCUACCAGCUCUUCCAUCUCAUGAAACUCCAGAUCGAAGCCCUCCACAUGGGAAGACGCCAACUACUCGCCCAAACCCUGAGCACCGAGGAAGCCGCCAAACUCAGACGCGACCUCGUCAACCGGCUCGUCUAUGGCAACUACAUCCAGCGUCUCGACAUCAUCGUCCGCCAUCCCGACUAUGGCGCCCUCGUCGAUAGCGAGGUCGAGAUCGAAGCCGUCGACUCCAGGUCCUGGAUGUCGAUCAUCAGGAUGUAUGUCUACCAGGUCAAGCUCGCCUACCUCAGCCCGGCCCUCAACUCGCCCACCGGAGCUCAGGCGAUCCUCCACCUCGCAGAACCCACCGGCUCCAAUGCGCUCUCCAACAUCAGCCCCAACAACCACUCGAAGCUAUGCGAACCCAACCAGAUCCCACUCAACGCACACCUCCCCAGUCUGCGCAACACGCGUUCGAACCCCGCCGCCUCAGUCGACAUGCUCUCCUCACCCCACGCCACCAGAACCCAGAACGCCUCCGGAACGGGAUAUCGACCCAAGUUCUAUCACAUGAUGAUGGAGGUCAAAUCCUUCUUUGCCAGCCCGUGCGUGGAGGGCGAGAUGAUGGAACUCUACUUCUCGCUCUACAACAAGAGCGAGAGCAGGUUCCUCACCGAAGAGUUUUGUAUCAUCCUCAACCAUAUGGGUCUGCCCCACAACCCCACCCUCACUCAAUCCAGACACCUCCAGCAUAUGUCUUACACCAGCAACGCCGGAGGAGAAGCUCACCCGGGCGUGGUUGGCCAAGACCAGAAAGCUUGUAAUCCCAACGAGCUCAUCUCACUCCGAACGAUGUUCAAGGAUAUCAGCCCACACGACGUCCAGGAUUCGAUCUUCCUGGUCUGCCGACUAGUCAAGAAUGGCGCCAUGAAGACACUCACCGGGCAAUCUAACAACCAUACGACCACUAUCACCAACAUGCAAGACCCUUCUCAUACUCUCAGCGCCACUCCCUCGGGAUACGAGCCCGACUUCAAUUCGCUCAGAAAUUCCUUCGACCUGGCUAGCUCCGACGCGCCCACGCUAAGACAGCAUGCCCUGCCCAAAGAGUCCAACGGGAUGACGUUCACCAGUCUCAAAUCGGGCUCCCAAUCCCUCCGACGGCCGUACGGAUGUGCCGUGGUCGAGCUGGCCCAAUUCUCGUCCCAGAGCAGCCAGAUGCUGCUCAACAACACGUCCAACCAGGCCGGCAUGUCGCGUCUCUCGACCAACACGACGACCACCGCGCCAUCAAACGUCUUCGAGCCGCCGACCAGUCGGUACACCAUGAACAUCUUCUCGCCCGUCAGCGAGGCCAGCUUCCCAACCCUCCACGAGGACAUCAUCGCCUCGCGGACCAAGGAGUUCUUCGGAAGUGGCAACCUCACCUCCACCGGCCCCGGAAACAGUACGCAUAACGGUAAACAUCAUCAUCACCAGCCUCCUUCAGGCAGCAUGGGCCCCAAGAACGAGUCGAUUGACAUCCAGAUGAAAACUUACUAUGGCGACACCAACACCAUCCUCAAGGAAAAUAGCUCUGCCCUCAGCGAUGUGCCCGUGACUUCUCGAUUAGGCUUUCCCGACGUGGUCUAUCCGGAUGAUUCCAGAAACGAGAUUUAUAUCAAGUUGUGGUCCGGCGAUUUCUCGAACCUCAGCGUCGGCGCAUCCAAAAUGAUCUCCGCGUCCGGCUCGGGCAAGAAUAUUGAGGUCGCGGCCGAGUUGAGGACUAAUACUGGCCAGCUCCUCGAGCGGGUCAUCUCUCGUGGCUCGGGAGAACCGAAAGUCACCCGGUACAACUCGAUGGUCUACCGAAAUAAUCAGACCCCCACUUGGGGCGAAUUGAUGAAGUUGGACAUCAGCUCAGAGACCAUUGCGAGCUGUCAUCUGUUUUUCACCUUCCGGAACCGACAGGAGAAGUCGACCCGAAACAACAACGGCCAUGCGCAAGCUGACAAGCCGUUUGCAUUCGCCUACUUGCCGCUCUUCUCGCCCAACCGGACAUUCAUCCCGGAUGGCGAGCACAGCCUGAUCCUGUUCAAGUACGACGAUCAAAGCGCGAUGCCCGAAGUGUACUGUCGCGUCCGGCCGACGAUCGUCCCUGGCCAGACAAUACCUGAAAUCACCCCCGCGCUCUCCAAGCUCUUGAUCCCGCUCAAAGACAGCUUCGUCGUCCGAUCCUUCUUGUGCUCGACGCUUCAUACCCAGGACGAGGUCCUGCUCCGGCUGAUGAAGUGGAACACUCUCCUUGAUGAUCCCGAUGGGCUCCGGCAGACGCUCACCAAGCUCAAGUUUGCAUCUGAAGUCGAGAUCUGCAAGUUCCUGCGAAACAUCUUCGAUGCCUUGUUCGGCGUCCUGGUCUCUCGCGCAAAUGCAGAGACGAAAGAGUACGAGGAACUGGUGUUCAACGCGCUGGUGACCCUGCUCGGCAUCGUCUCCGAUCGCCGGUUCACCAACUUCAAGCCGGUCGUCGAUCUCUACAUCGAUCACCACUUCUCCUCGACAACCGCCUCCACCCAUCUGCUCCAGUCCUUCCAGAACUUGCUCGCCAACCCGACGUCCCCUGACAACGCCCACCCGCUGAGAUGCUCGAUCAAGGUUUGGGGCUACCUGAUGCGCUUCAUCGUCCGGUCGAGGGAGCUGCAGAGGAUCAAGGAGCUGAAUGCCCCAUCGAGCGGACUGAUGUGCGAUGCGGUGGAGUCGAAAUUCAAAGUGGACAUCAGCACCCUGCUGGGCCGGAUCAACAACCUGAUGACGACCGACUCGAGCUCGAUCAUCGGCACCCAAACCCUGGCCGUCCAGCAUUUCGCAAGCCUGAUGACCGAGCUAGCCAAGGUGUUCUCCCCCCUCGAGCUGUUGGAGAAGGCCAACGGGUUUUGCGAGUCGAUCAAGGUGAGCAAGGGCAAGAUCGUGAUGUGGAAGCUUCUUCUCCAGGAGCACAUCGUCAUGAGCCCGAUCUUCGACCAAGCCGAGGGCCGGCUGCAGCUGGUGCCCAAGCUGACGACCUGGGUGAAGCCGCAUCUGGGCGAGUUCGAGGACUAUCUGAUGUUCAAGCCUACGGACAACGAGGUGGUCAAGCAUUCGGCACGGGUGACCUGGCUGGAGGGGAUCCGGAUAGCGGUGGCCGUGGUCGCGGUGGCACUGGACAAGCUGCACGAAGUGCUCAUCGACCCCGCGGUCUGUAACGACCAUGGCGCGCUCGCCCAGGAACACGACAACAUCGAGUAUCUGCUCGGCUUGCUCCCCAAGCUGCUCGAGUCCUUCCGCGAGUUCGAGAACCCCGCGAACGUCGAGACCGUCCAGAGACUCGGAACUACUGCGUCUGUUAUCAGCUCCGUCCCCAUCGUCUUCCCCGCUACCUACCCCUUCUCGCUCCUCAACGCGCUCCCGCCCAAGCCCAACCUCCAUCCGCCCGUCUCCCCCACCGAUCCCAACAACAACAACAACAACGCCAACCCAUCUCUCGGCCACCAGCAGAACAAUCCGCCGACGGUCCAGAACGCUCUAGGCGAGAUCGCAGUCGUGAUGAUCACGAUGAUCAUGCUUGCGCCCCCUCGGAUGCUCAAGAACCAUCUCGAACUGAUGCUUGAGGUCGAGGGGAAAGCAAACUUCGGCAAGUUCCUCUCCAAGACCUUCAAGGCCUUCUACUCGAUCCUCAAGCACGUCGCGUUUCCCUCGAAUUGGCUUAACAUUAAUGUGGUGUCGCACAAGGCGAUCUUGAAGCUUCUCGACGUGGUGUCGAAGAUCCUCCAACGGGAGUUCAUCCCUGCGAUGCAGACUGAGUCGACCCGGGCCGGAGGAGGCGGACAGGAGGGGCAGGAAGAGGGGGAGGAGGAGGAGAGGUUCGACUCGAACCUUUGGUCGGACUUCUUCGUCCUCAACCACGGCCUGCUCUCCUCCAAACUGCUCAUCAUCGAGGAAUAUCCGCCUCAGAAACGCCGGGUUAUCUGGAAGCUCGCGGGGGACAUCCGGGAUGAAGGGUCGAAGAUCUUUCGGGCUGCUUGGGAGGCUAUCGGCGAUUUCGAGAUCCGCAUCCAGGCCGGUCCCUCCUCUGAGGACGGGCACGAGCGCGAAGAUGGGGACGAGGGCCGGGACGGUGGGCAGCGGAAGGACGGCCAGCGGGGUGCGGAUGGGCAGGAGAAAGAUGACGGGACGGACAAGGCUCAGCUGCAGAUCCGCGAAGUCACCCGAUGCGGCGGAUAUCAGGUCCAGUUCGUCCCUGGGUUCAUCGAGCCACUUUUGGAGCUCUGCUUGUCUCACCAUGACGAGCUGCGGGGGAACGCUGUCAUCGUCUUGUAUAGCGUGAUCGUUAGCGAGUUCAAUCUGAACCGAGACUUCACGGUGAUAGCGGACGAGAUCAUCGAUAAGCUGGACACCUUGUUAGGUAGCUCGCCUUCCGAGCCCCUAUCGAGUCCGGUAGACGAGACCAGCCGGGCGAGCUUCGUCGGCCAGCUCCGCGCACUCUUCGACCACUCUCCCGUCGUCCCCAAAGACUCUAACACCUCCGCCAAUGGCACGAGGGGCAUCGAGCCCGAGCUUAAGAAACAGAUCGACCUGUUUCUCGACUCGUUGGCGCAGUUCCUCGACCUCCUCCUCUCCAUUAGGAACUUGCCUCCUGGCGACGAGUUCAUCGACGACCGGGUCAUCGGCACGCUUAAACUCAUGUCGUUUAUCCGGAACAUCGGCCGCAGCGGGAUUUACAUCCAUUACGUCCACAAGCUUGUCAACUUCCAUGCUGCUCAUGGCAACUUCGUCGAAGCCGGGCUGGCGCUCAGGCUGCAUGCCGACCUGCAUGACUGGGACCUCAAUUCUAUCGUCGACGCGGUCCCGGAGCUGUCUCUGCCCAAACAGACGGUGUUCGCGCGCAAAGAAACACUGUAUUUCAGGAUCCUGGAGUUUUUGUCCAAAGGCAAGGCCUGGGAAAGCGGGAUCCAGAUCUGUAAAGAGUUGCAGGAACAGUACGAGCAUGUGUCGUUUGAUUACGAGCGACUCUCCGAGGUCCUUGCCCAUCAAUCUUCCCUCUUCCUCAAGAUCGUCAAAACUGACCGCUAUUUCAGCGAAUAUUUCCGGGUCGCGUUUUAUGGCCAAGGGUUCCCACCGAGUGUGCAGAAUCGACAGUUCGUCUAUCGGGGCUACGAAUGGGAGAAAUACGCGGCGUUUUGUGAUCGGAUGCACAACAAGCAUCCGAAUGCGCAGAUCAUCCAAUCCCAGGCGGUCUCGACGGACGAGCUGGCGUAUGCGGAGGGCCAGUACCUCCAAAUCACCCGGGUCGUCGCCGAGCCCGACCGGACCACCGUCGUCUUCAAGAACCCCGAGGUCUCGAGCUCCGUCGUCAGCUACUACGAACAUAAUGCUACGAAUACUUUCAGCCAUUCUAAGCCUUUCGAUAAGGAUAACGUCGACCCUGCGGAUGCUGUGCGGAUGUGGGUCGAAAAAACUUUCUUGGUGUGUGAGGACGUGUUCCCGACGGUUCUGAAAAGGUCAGAGAUCUUGGAGAUCAGAGUCCUCGAAAUCUCGCCGAUCGAAAACGCCAUCAUGAUCACUGAGCAAAAAACGAGAGAUCUGGAGAGCCUCCAUCGCCGAUAUCUUGCGUUGACCAAGACCAGCGAAGCCAAGCUGAACACCAACCCGUUAUCCAUGGCCUUAAAUAGCAUCGUCGAUACCCCUGCCAAGACUGGAAUACCUGCGUUUAGAAACGUCUUCUUGUCUCCUAGUUACUUGGAGGAACAUCCCAAUCAAUAUCAUCCGGUUCAGAUGCUCCGUCAAGCGAUCGACCAUCAAACUACUGUAAUCAAUGCGAGUCUUCAGUUGCAUCAGUACCUCUGCCCGCCCGAAAUGAAAGGUUUCCAUGCCACCUUGCAUAAAUUUUUUGUGAAGAAUUUUGCAGAAGAGAUCGGACGAUUGCCCCUCACCUCUUCACUCAGCGCCGAGCUACUGGGAGCCCAAGCCGAAGAGUCCGAGGGCACCCAGGGCGACCAUACUCAAAAGCCUGGACGGCACGAUGCAUACUCCCUCUCCAGGGGCAAUUCAUUCGUCAGGCGGAAUGACAGCAAUGGGAAUUACCAGCCUCACAAACCGUCGCGGCCCUCGUUGUCCUUAUCUUUAGGCGGACUCCCGUCCCAGAAUGCCUAUGGACAGUACGAUUCUCAUGCCCAACCGAAUAUCAUCGGCGCCUCGCCAUCGAUACAGAGCCAAUUCCAACAAGGCUACAACUUUCCAUCCUCUGGCUCGCUGAAUCCGAGCUCAAGCUUUAACACGAUGAGCGGGGGAGGCCAGUCGAAUGUCGGCUUAUCCCGCUCGGUGACGAUGACCUCUUCGCACCAGAACCCGACGGGGGCCUACAACGAGAGCGCGAUGAUGGAGAAGCAGGCCAGCGGGAUGACGGUCGGAGGCGGAGGAGGGGGAGAGGGAUACGAGUACCCGGGACAGAUGGACGGGUCGAGCCUGGUGCGGACGAUGAGCGGCCCGUUGCUGGGGCUCUCGGACCCGGUCUACCAGCCCUUCAGCCCUCCCAGCAUCCAUGGGGGCGUCAGUCGGCUCGGAGGAGACCUGUCCGCCAGCGGCUCCUCCACCCUCGUCUCCGCCCAAUACGCCCCCGCCGCUCAGAACGGCUCCGGGCUCGGCAAACUCAUCCGCAAAGGCACCGGCACCAUCCUUACUAAUAACAGCGGCUCCAGUCGCACUAGUAGCUCGCUCAACCUCAACCCCAACCCUAACGCCCUCGCCCUCAACCCGCCUGCCCCACCGCCCACGUCUUCCGAUCGCAGAUCCAUCCUCGGCAUCCGCUUCGGAAGCCGCCAUAAAUAA
Messenger RNA from Puccinia triticina, 7602 nucleotides. RefSeq lists its product as uncharacterized. The transcript has 20 exons. Gene Ontology annotation, molecular function: small GTPase binding; guanyl-nucleotide exchange factor activity. The coding region runs from base 1 to 7602 and encodes 2533 amino acids. Gene Ontology annotation, biological process: small GTPase-mediated signal transduction. NCBI's taxonomy places the organism in Eukaryota, Fungi, Basidiomycota, Pucciniomycetes, Pucciniales, Pucciniaceae. Gene Ontology annotation, cellular component: cytoplasm; plasma membrane. The record is from RefSeq and is a predicted model, not a curated record.